ACAACUCCAGGAAAGGAACACUCACCCCUCCCAUUGCCAAAUCAGAUUCGCAGCUCUUCAAUAUCCUGUCGGUGGAGAGUAGUGACCUGCACGUGAUAGGAUGCAAGCAUCCUUCUUGCGAAAUACGAAGUAUGCUCAUUAAGCGGUAGAGACUUUCUACUAACAAUGUACAUCCUCUAGUCUAUCCUCCUCGUCCACCAUUCUUCCUUCUCCUUCAUAGCCCAUAGACAUGGCAGAAGAUACCAAACCACGGACGUUCAAUCCAGAAGGGGUGCCUCUUCCACCCCCGACCUACAACCAUGCCUGCAUCACGCCUCUGAUCCCAGGCUCCGUUGAUCUCAUCACUUUGGCUGGAUUAACAGGCGUUUCUUCGUGGACCGACUCCAACCCGAAGACCAUCGCCGAACAAGCUCCUAUUGCGUUUCAGAAAAUCAAAACUUGUCUACUCGCUGCGGGAGCUACCCCAAGAGAUAUCGUGCAGGUGAAGCAUUAUAUCGUGAAGGAAACUGGUGAUCCAGAAGUGGAUAAAUUGGAUGUUGUUGAGCGUGGUUGGGGAGAAUCGUGGAUGGAGUUUAUGGAUCGUGAGGCUGAGGGUCAUAGACCUCCUGAUACUGUGAUUGGGGUAGCAGCGCUGGCAACAAAGGCUACGCUGUAUGAGUGUGAGGUUUGGGCUGUUGUGAGGAAAUGAGGAAGGUUCGUCCCGUAUGAGCUAUCCACUGCGGGUCUGGCAUGUUUGAAGCGGAGACUGGUGGGCCGUGGUGCUUUGGGAGAUUAUUAUCAAAGACUUUGUUUUCUGAUCUGGAGCAUCUUGCGAUUGUUCUCUUGCAUUUCGUACAGGCAUCAAUGAAUGGGAUAUUCCUUAGUGGAAAUGUCCUCGUCAUCUGGCCCUGUUUUCUCUCUAAGACCGGGGUUGACUUCUGCAAGUACUUUAGACCACGCUGUUGCUCCGUGACUUGUAAUUAAUUCUCUUCAACUUGAUCUUGUCAACCGCUG
This is a messenger RNA of Mollisia scopiformis, 993 nucleotides long. RefSeq lists its product as uncharacterized. The transcript is spliced from 2 exons. NCBI's taxonomy places the organism in Eukaryota, Fungi, Ascomycota, Leotiomycetes, Helotiales, Mollisiaceae. Bases 230 to 688 code for a protein of 152 amino acids. The record is from RefSeq and is a predicted model, not a curated record.